Durio zibethinus is the source of this 751-nucleotide messenger RNA. Its product is annotated as mitochondrial import inner membrane translocase subunit TIM8-like. The record is from RefSeq and is a predicted model, not a curated record. Lineage: Eukaryota; Viridiplantae; Streptophyta; Magnoliopsida; Malvales; Malvaceae.
CUCUGCUUUGCAUAAGUCACAGUUUCUUAGGGUUUUUGUGAACUUUGAUGCUAAGUUUGUUGGAUUGAAAGAGGGUUCAGUUUUUUAUUCUCACUUCUAAAUUCAAUCUUUCUCCAAAUGGACCCAUCUCUCAAUUCUGCUGAAUUGCAACGAUUCCUUAGUCAAGAAAAGGAAAAAGCCAUGGUCAAUGAGAUGGUGACAAAUCUUACAAGUGUGUGCUGGGACAAGUGUAUUACAAGUACUCCUGGGAACAAAUUCAGCUCGAGUGAAUCAGCUUGCCUUUCCCAUUGUGCUCAGCGAUAUAUGGAUGUGACCCUUAUCAUUAUGAAACGCGUUCAGUCCAUGCAGUAACUGGAGGAGACUUUGUGCGCAGUCCUGGAGUUGUGACCUUGACUUGCAUCUCAACAGGUAAUUAUUGACUGAAAAUCUGCUGUAUUUUUUUUAACCGAUACUGGUUUUAUUCUGAUAAAAUUCCUAUACAAGGACAACUUUUGAGUUGAGAAAACCCCAAGCAAUUACACCAAUUUAAGCACAUUUUGGCUGCUGAUUUGAGAAGUCUCACAACUCUAGAAUCCCACGAGGUUGGAAGGGCUAUCAGGAACCACGAUCACCAUGGUCACUUUCUAAUGCGAGUAAAGCAUGUACCUCUGUCAACUACUAAAAAGAUCCAUGUGACAAAUUAACAACCUAAAAGCCAAAACCACACCACUUUUUGCCCCUUCUUUUCAUCUUAAUCUUCUUUUAAGACUCG